AGCAUGGGUUCAAAUCACGCCUAUGCGAAGAAUGCAUUACCUGGGGGUGGUCUUCUCCAACGCAUGAUAUUCAAAGUCGCCAUCAUGUUUAUGGUCUUGACCACCGUAACAGCAGUAAUCCUGCGCCUAUGGGCAAAAUUACGGACUGGAAAACGGAAACUUGCUGUUGAUGAUUACAGCAUGCUGACAGCUUGGAUACUCACGCUAGGCGAAGUCAUGUUCAUGCUUUCAACCAUAUUCCUCAAAAUCUCGCUCAUGCUCUUCUAUCGUCAAUUUGUCUGGAAGCAAUGGCAGCGCCGUGCCAUUAUCAUCGCAGGAGGAUGCUCCAUCAUUCUUUCCCUCAUCGCCCUCUUCUUGUCGCUCUUUCAAUGCGGCACUCUCAAACACAUUGCACACCGACAGAUUAGCGGCAAAUGUGUGCAACGCAAUAGAUUUGUGCCUCUGCUCUAUCUCCAUGGAGCGACUGGUGCUGUCACAGACUGGGCUUUUGCGCUAUUACCUGUCUCUGUGCUUAUCAAAUCAUCACUCAAAACCCAUAUCAAACUCUCGGUCUGUAUUCUGCUUACAUUGGGCGUGACCGGCAGCGUGGCUGCAUGCUUCCGGACCGCAUAUGUUUAUGGCGUCUGGUUUGAUCCUGUUUUCCUCGAUCCAACUGCUCAUAUCAGCUUUUACGACCACUCGGCUCCCGAGAUUGUGCUGGCUCUUACGGAACUUGGUUUUGGAAUCUCGGCGGCUAGUCUGGCAUGCUUGCAACCACUCUUUCGACACUUGGUGCACAAGACGCGGAACUGGAUUCAGAGGUGUUUCUCGGACGAGUCAGAUCAUACUACUGGUGCAGUGAGGUCGCAUAUGGGACUGUUGCCACAAUUCGAGUUGCGAGGCAGGAAAGUCGUGGGAGCGGUCUCGAAGCAAGCACAAGGCCGGGCGUGCGAGACACCAACACCAGAAUAUCCACCACAUCCAGCGGUCCGUAGGCAUGGCUUUGCGGAUACGGGCAGUGGCCCCAGCAGUCCAGGGGUUAUGUCUCUCAGUCGACGAAAAUCUUCGCAGGGUGUCCUGCCUACACUCGACGGCAUUGUCGAAGCAGGUGAUCAGCAAGAGCAUCGCAAAUUAAUCCGACAACGCAAACCCAGCUUGGUUAUUGGUGUACUACCUACUAUUGCGACAGAGACUGGUGCCGAAGAGGACGAUUAUGGCUCCGGUCGAAUGGUGGUGGAUACACCGGUCCAGGCCACGUUCAAAAUGGAUGAUGAUGAUGAUGAUCGGAUUUCGAGGAUGGAUUCAUAG
This is a messenger RNA of Aureobasidium vineae, 1287 nucleotides long. The record is from the annotation of a GenBank genome assembly. Lineage: Eukaryota; Fungi; Ascomycota; Dothideomycetes; Dothideales; Saccotheciaceae.